Molecule: messenger RNA, 2828 nt
Organism: Heteronotia binoei (common prickly gecko)
Lineage: Eukaryota; Metazoa; Chordata; Lepidosauria; Squamata; Gekkonidae
Gene: KIF17
Product: kinesin family member 17
Exons: 15
Coding region: 189-2576 (795 amino acids)
Biological process (GO): microtubule-based movement
Molecular function (GO): ATP binding; microtubule binding; microtubule motor activity
Source: RefSeq, a predicted model, not a curated record
UUUUCUUCUCAGGCCACGCCGAGCCUGGCGAGGGCGCGAAAGGAGCGCCUGCUGAGGGAGGCCUGCAAGUAACGUCGUCACAGGCCGCCCGGACCGUUUCGGCGAGGAGCCGCCAAAGCACCGGGUUAUCUCCCCAUCUGUUCCCCACCCACCAAGUCUCCAAGCAAAAGCAUUGACAUGUUUUGACCAUGGCUUCAGAAGCAGUGAAGGUGAUUGUGCGUUGCCGCCCUCCAAAUGAACGUGAAAAGCAGCUCAGAUCCAAGAUAGUGCUCACCAUUGACGGUGCCCGGAGUCAGUGCUUCAUCCAGAAUCCAGCAGCAGCAGAGGACCCACCAAAACAGUUCACCUUUGAUGGGGCAUAUUACAUGGACCACACCACAGAGCAGAUCUAUAAUGAAAUCGCCUAUCCGCUUGUUGAGGGUGUUACAGAAGGCUAUAAUGGUACCAUCUUUGCCUAUGGGCAGACAGGAAGUGGGAAGUCUUUUACGAUGCAGGGGAUUCCGAAUCCCCCUUCACAAAAGGGCAUAAUUCCCAGAGCCUUUGAACACUUGUUUGAGAGUGUGCAGUGUGCAGAAAACACUAAGUUCUUGGUAAGAGCUUCUUACCUGGAGAUCUAUAAUGAAGAGAUCAGAGACCUUCUUGGUUUGGACACUAAACAAAAAUUAGAGCUGAAAGAGCACCCGGAGAAAGGAGUCUACGUGAAGGGCCUGUCUCUGCAUACAGUGCACAACAUGAUCCAAUGUGAACGCAUCAUGGAAACUGGCUUGAAAAACCGUGCUGUGGGCUAUACUCUGAUGAACAAGGACUCUUCCCGCUCCCACUCCAUCUUCAGCAUCACCAUGGAGAUCUACACUGUAGAUGAGAGAGGACAAGAUCACCUGCGGGCCGCCAAGCUCAACUUGGUGGACUUGGCUGGAAGUGAGAGGCAGUCCAAAACUGGAGCUGUCGGAGAACGCCUCAAAGAGGCCACCAAAAUCAACUUGUCUCUCUCUGCUCUCAGCAACGUCAUCUCGGCCCUGGCAGAUGCCCGGUGUACCCACAUCCCUUACCGGGACUCCAAACUGACCCGAGUGCUGCAGGACUCUCUGGGUGGCAACACCAAGACCCUGAUGGUGGCGUGCCUGUCUCCCGCAGACAACAAUUACGACGAAACCCUCAGCACCUUGCGCUACGCCCACCGCGCCAAGAACAUCCAGAACAAGCCCCGCAUCAACGAGGAUCCUAAGGAUGCUCUGCUGCGGGAAUACCAGGAGGAGAUCAGGAAACUGAAAGCCAUUUUGGCUCAGCAGAGCAACACAUGUCAUUUGCAUGUGGAGUUGCCUCACCUGUUAUCUUCUGAAGCUGCUGAACCUGAGGAGAAACCAGAAGUCCCUCCUGAAUUCCAGACAGAUAUUGAGAAAGAGAAGGAGCUAAUCCGAGAAGAAUAUGAGAAGAAACUGGCCAGCCUGAAAGCUGAUUAUGAAGCUGAGCAGAAAUCUCGUUUCCAACUUGAGGAGGACAUCAGUGCUUUGAGGAUUGCUUGUGAUAGCCAAUUGACCACUUGGGAAGAGAGGAAGGAAUCAGGAAUCACACAGCCAGUUGAAGCGUUUCCUGAGCACAUUCCACGAGGCCCUGCUUCAGAAACAGAAGUGCCAGUCAAGGAAAUCAGCUCUGCAGAGCCUCCUGUUCCUGGGACUGACAUGCCUGAAGAAAUACCUGCAACUGUGGACCAACAGCAAGUACUUGCCAGGCUGCAGCUGCUGGAGCAACAAGUGGUCGGAGGAGAGCAAGCUAAGAACAAAGAUCUGAAGGAAAAGCGUCAGCGGCGGAAAAGACUGGCGGACGAGCGGAAGCAGCAGCUCUUGGAAGCUCUGCAGGGAUCGGAUGAGGACAGCAGCGACUGGGUCCUGCUCAGUGUCUACGACUCCAUCCAGGAAGAAGUGCGAGUGAAAAACAAACUGCUAGAAAAGAUGAAGGAGAAGCUGCGGGCAGCUGAGGCUGAAAUCAGAGACCUUCAGUCUGAAUUUGAAUUGGAGAAGAUCGACUACCUGGCCACCAUUCGCCGCCAGGAGCGGGAACUCCUGCUCCAUCAACAGCUUCUGGAGCAGGUGCAGCCUCUCAUACGGCGGGAUUGCAACUACAGCAGCUUUGAUAAGAUCAAGCGGGAGUCUACCUGGGAUGAAGACUCAGGUUGCUGGAAAGUCCCAGAGCCCACCACGGAAAAGACCAGCCUCCCAGGAGUUUCAUCAUCCUCUCAGACAAAAGGGGGCAAGAAGAGCUCUGCGUCGGACCACAGGGAAACAUCAUCAGAGGAAGAAGACCGCUACAAAACGAUGCUGAGCAAGAGUGACAGCGAGAAUAUUGCAAGCGCUUAUUUCCGCUCAAAGCGAGCAAGCCAGAUUCUCAGUGCUGACCCCGCAAAGAGUCUGGCUUCCCAUAACGCUUCCUCCCAUCCUCCAUCCUCCAUUUCCCCGACGGAGACAGCAGAGAUGCCCCAGCCACGCCCUUUUCGCCUUGAAUCCUUGGACUUCUCUGUUCCUUUAACCAAGACAAAGCGCAAGAAAAACCGGCACAACAGGAGUGGAGACCCCUUCUAACUGCAAUGGUCUCUGGUCACAAUACACGAAGUCCUCCAGCCCUUAUUUUCUGCCUCUCUAUUGGCAGCUGCAGCUGUUUUUGAAAGGACCUACCUCCCCCCACCCUCCACAAGAGAGUGAAAGCAACUAAGUGCUAGUUCCCCAGAGACUUACAGUCUGAUCUAUCUUCAUGUUCUAGGUAGGGCUGGUACCUUUCACUGAUCCCUAUUCUUUUGCCAUUUCCUGGUGACACUGCCCAUUCAGCCUGGACUU